UCUUCGGCAACCGUCCUCGUCAUCGCCGCGGUGCAUUGUGGUCGCACACUGUGCUCUUGCCUCUGCCCUCUUCUUGGCUCAUUUCUUCCAUCAUUCUAAGCUGGACUACUUAGUUCUCGGCCUGAGGCUGUACUUUUAGAAGCGUGUGUAGUUGGCUACAGGUAAAAGACAUUUGUUCCCGGGGACUUCGUUUUCUGCCUCUAAUUUUAAACAAAAUCCCAAUGCUAACAGCUAACAGGUAACUAGCAUUAACUAGUUAAGUUGAGGAUCUAUCACGCUGCAGACACCACCUGGGACUUUAAUGAAAGAUAAGCUAAGACCGCAUAACAGCAUGAGUGACCUUCGAGGAAGCUACCCGAACCAAUGUAACGUUGUACCGGUGGUGAAACUGUCCUCUACCUGUGGAUACGCCUCGUCUCCUUAACAGCCAGUCAAACAACCAAUCACACAGGAAAUGCAGUGCGCCUCAGUCUGUCAUUCCUUCUUCCUCUGUUCAUGCAGGCUUCUUGUCUCCACCACCUUUGGCUGCAGAUGCAUGUGCGGUGAUCUCCUUGCUGCCUCGGCGGUGCGAUGUCUCUGCGCAGGGUGCUGCUCGCUGGCUGCAUGAACUGCUGCAGGAUGUAUCCUCCACCUGCUGGCAACUUUCACCCAAAGAGCCUCUUGAGUUCUGUCAUUUACUUUCCCUCAAGAACAAUCGGGACCGGGAGCUCCAUCCUAUGUUGUGCUCUGGCAGCACCCUCCCCGCUGAAGUACUCUGUGCCCCGUGGAAAUAGAAAAGUGGGAUUGUUCAGCAGGAAUUACAGCGGAAUCGGAUCAGAUGCAUUUUUCAGUCAAACCCUGCCGGUGUCAAGAUGUCAAGCCAGAAGAUUUCAUCAGCCUGCUGCGUUAGGAAAGAAGAACGUGCUACCGCAAAGUGCCCCAUGGCCAAUGUCCUUGGUCCGCUACAGAGUGACGGAGGUCUCCAGUCUGUCCCCAGCUUUUGUAGUGAUGAACUUUGACCAAGAGGGAAAUGUGACAUCAUUUGAGAAGAAGAAAACGGAGCUUUGUCAGGAGCUUCGCCUUCAGGCCAGGGACCUCCGCUUUCAGCACAGUACCAGCUUAAUAGCUAGAAACAACUGCAUCAUCCUACGGAUGGAGUCUUUGAAAGCCAUCGUGACCCCGCAGUCCCUGUUGGUGUUGGAUUUCCGCGGUUUGGGACUGGAGCGUUGGCUGGUUCUGGAACUGGCCCCUCAGCUCGCUUCACAGUCGCACUCUCUGCCCUUUGAGUUCAGAGCGCUGGAGGUCAUCCUGCAGCACAAGAUAAACACUCUACAAGCUCAGCUGAAUGACGUCGAGCCAGUAAUGUUGGACACACUGGAAUCCCUGCUGGAUCCUAAAAGCCUUUCUGCUGAUAGAAGUAAACUACAUGUUCUGCUGCAGAACAGCAAGAGUUUAUCGGAGUUGGAGACUGACAUUAAAGUCUUCAAGGAUACCCUGCUAAAGAUUUUGGAUGAAGAGGAGAUCAUUGAAGAACUGUGCCUUACAAAGUGGACGGACCCAAGAGUUUUUGAGGAGAGCAGUUUGGGUAUUGACCAUGCGGAGGAGAUGGAACUGUUACUGGAUAAUUAUUAUAUGCAGGCUGAGGAGCUGGGGAACAAGACCAGAGAGCUAAAAGGGCUGAUAGACGACUCUGAAAGUGUUAUCUUUAUCAACCUGGAUAGCCAUCGUAACGUGAUGAUGCGCCUCAGCCUGCAGCUGUCGAUGGGUUCCUUCUCCCUUUCCUUAUUCGGUCUCAUAGGGGUGGCCUUCGGAAUGAAUUUGGAGUCGUCCUUCGAAGAAGAUCCCCGCAUUUUCUGGCUGGUGACAGGCUUCAUGUUCUUGGGCAGCGGGAUGAUAUGGAGGAGACUGCUGUCGUUUCUGGGGCGACAUCUAGAGCCUUCAGUUCCCCCUCUUAUCCCUCAAGUCUGGAAGAGAAAUCUCAAAGCAUCAGACUACAAAACAGGAGUCCGAUGAUGUUUUGUGCGACGGACAUCUUACGGACUGCUGCUCUAGGGACGAUUGUUUUGUCACCAUGGACCUCCUGAACUCUCUGCAAGGCUGCAUUGUCGUUGAGACUGCAUUCAAAUGUUUCGGGUCUCUAAUGUUGUAUGUGUGCUUUUGUGUCUUCUGCGUUUCUGGCACAAUGUUACCAGAAUUAUGAAUGGCUUUGGCACAUUUUGUAUUGCUCUGUUAUCUGUAGUUUUAGAGCAGUGGGCGGAUGCUUUUUGCGAAAGGGAUGACAUCCCAACCAAUGAUAACCCUCUGGACGUGCACCUGAUGAUCGGAUAUCUGCUGGGACGGUCAACAUAACUCAUAAAAGGCAGUAACACACUGUCAUGCAAAAAGUCAGAGCUGCCUCGGAAAUGAUUCCUUUAAAAAAACAUAGUCAGUUUGAAAAAUGUUAUUUUAUAUUGUGUCUCACUUUUUUUAUGUCUCCAAAUCACAAAAACAAAUGGUCCAGAAGAAAUGAGGGACUUUCAAGAGUAUGACUUGAAAGUUAUUGACUUCAUCCUUUUACCAUCAACAUAAAAGGUCAUAUUCAAAAUGUUAUAGGCGGAGCUUCUUUAUACUUAUUGCCUUGUCUCUUUUUAACAGGCCAGCGCAGUAGGAAAAGCAUAUUUUAAUGUUCCUGUGAUAUUUGUUUGUUGACAUUCAUUUUAUUUAAUCAUUUUGCUGAACUGGUCAAAGGAGAUGUUCCUUCUUUUCCCCAGCUACAUCCUUCCCCUUUUGGCUUGCAUGUCUCUGCAUUAUAUUUAAUGCCUCUAGAAAAUAUUCUGCAUUCUUGGAAUGUGUUACUGUUCUUAACCACAUUGAGUCAAGGUGGAUAUGAUUUGACUUUUCCGACAUGGAAAACAAAACCAAAAUCUCUUUAAUGCCAAAUAAAAAAAUAAAAAGUACAAAUUGACAUUUAUGUUUAGAAGUGUGACAAACUCCUAAUUACAUUCUCUGAAGACGCUUUACAAUAAAUCAUUUUGAUCAUUCCUGUGGAA
Messenger RNA from Gasterosteus aculeatus aculeatus (three-spined stickleback), 3008 nucleotides. The record is from RefSeq and is a predicted model, not a curated record. NCBI's taxonomy places the organism in Eukaryota, Metazoa, Chordata, Actinopteri, Perciformes, Gasterosteidae.